AGCUCACGAGGUUUAGCUUAUUCACAAUUACAUAAGAGGCUCUACACGGCACAUCGUAUCAGCUAAAGAUCUGUAACCAAAAUAUACUUGAUCUAACCCAUUUCCAUCGAUCGAUCUAUCAAUCUCUCUCACACACAUACACACAAAAACACACACUUACAUACAUGUGAACAGAAAAAAGAAGGAAAAGAAAAAAUGGCGUUUAUGGCUGUUCUUGAAUCAGAUCUAAGAGCUCUCUCCGCCGAAGCUCGCCGUCGUUAUCCCGCCAUUAAAGACGGAGCUGAACACGCUAUCUUAAAGCUGCGGUCAUUAUCAAGUUCUAGUGAAAUUGCACAACAUGAUGAUAUAUUAAGGAUAUUUUUGAUGGCUUGUGAAGUUAAAACAAUCAAAUUGAGCGUAAUCGGGUUAUCGUGUUUACAAAAACUCAUAGCACAUGAUGCUGUUGCUCCACUAGCUCUGAAUGAGAUCCUUGUUACUUUAAAAGAUCAUGGUGAGAUGGCAGAUGAAGGCGUUCAACUUAAGACUCUCCAAACAGUACUCAUAAUAUUUCAAUCCCGCCUACAACCUGACGGUGAGGAGCAUACUGCCCAAGCUCUUGGUAUCUGUCUUCACCUUCUUGAGAAUAGCAGAUCCUCUGAUAGUGUGCGGAAUACUGCUGCGGCGACUUUUAGACAAGCUGUGGCAUUAUUAUUUGAUCGUGUUCUUUCUUCCGAGUCACUUCCUGCUGGCAAGUUUGUUCAUGGUGGAUACAUUUCACGAAGUACUUCGGUUACCUCUGACGUCAAUCACAGUAUCAACAACUCAAAGUCACUGGAGGAAGACUUUGCCUCCUUAGGCAAAUUAAAGAUGAGAGAGACCCCAACUAAAGCUGGAAAACUUGGGCUACGUUUGCUUGAGGACCUGACAGCUCUUGCUGCAGGUGGAUCUGCGAUCUGGUUACGUGUUGGCUCCAUUCAGCGAACUUUUGCUCUUGAUAUACUUGAGUUUGUUUUGUCUAAUUAUGUGGCUGUCUUUAGAACUCUGCUACCUUAUGAGCAGGUCUUACGACACCAGAUUUGUUCACUUCUAAUGACUUCACUUCGUACCAAUUCUGAGAUUGAAGGAGAAACUGGAGAGCCUUACUUUCGUCGUCUUGUCUUGCGGUCAGUGGCCCAUAUAAUUAGGCAUUAUAGUUCAUCCCUCAUCACUGAAUCUGAGGUAUUUCUCAGCAUGUUAGUUAGGGCUACAUCUCUUGACUUGCCAUUGUGGCAUCGCAUUCUUGUACUUGAAAUCUUGAGGGGUUUCUGUGUGGAAGCACAUACUCUGAGAAUCCUAUUUCAGAACUUUGAUAUGAACCCAAAAAACACAAAUGUAGUUGAGGGUAUGAUAAAAGCUCUUGCUCGGGUGGUUUCAAGUGUUCAGCUUCAGGACUCAAGUGAGGAGAGCUUGGCAGCUGUUGCAGGAAUGUUUACUAGUAAAGCCAAGGGAAUUGAAUGGAGUUUAGACAACGAUGCAUCCAAUGCUGCUGUUUUGGUUGCAAGUGAGGCCCAUGCAGUAACUUUGGCUAUUGAGGGUCUUCUUGGAGUAGUUUUCACUGUGGCAACUUUGACAGAUGAAGCAGUGGAUGUUGGUGAGCUUGAAUCCCCAAAAUGUGAGUCUGAUCCACCAGCAAAGUUGAUUGGAAAAACAGCAGUUCUAUGCACAACGAUGGUUGAUUCAGUGUGGCUGACUAUUCUCGACUCGCUAUCAUUAAUUUUGACCAAAUCACAGGGAGAAGCUAUAGUGUUGGAGAUAUUGAAAGGUUAUCAAGCAUUCACACAGGCAUGUGGGGUUCUUCGGGCUGUAGAACCUUUGAAUUCGUUUCUUGCAUCACUUUGCAAAUUCACCAUAAGUUCAUCAAGUGAAGCUGAAAGGAAAAGCCGUAGUUUACAAUCUCCGGGAUCAAAGCGGACAGAAGUAGUGGUGGAUCAAAGGGAUGCUGUAGUUCUUACGCUUAAGAAUGUGCAGGCCCUCAGGACUCUCUUCAACAUAACUCAUCGAUUAUACAAUGUUCUGGGACCUUCAUGGGUGUUGGUUUUGGAGACUUUAGCAGCACUUGAUCGAGCGAUUCAUUCUCCACAUGCAACAACCCAGGAGGUAUCUGCAGCUGUUUCAAAGCUUACCAGAGAACCAUCUGGCCAGUAUAGUGACUUCAGUAUUCUCUCAUCAUUGAAUUCUCAGUUGUUUGAAAGCUCUGGAUUGAUGCAUAUAUCUGCAGUUAAGUCGCUUCUUUCUGCUCUCCGGCAGCUUUCCUAUCAAUCGAUGGCUGGAACUUUAAGUGGUGUUUCACAAACAUCAAGUCAGAAAACAGGAAGCAUUAGUUUUGCAGUGGAGAGAAUGAUAUCCGUCCUGAUCAACAAUCUUCACCGGAUUCAGCCAUUGUGGGAUGAAGUUGUUGGCCAUUUUAUUGAGCUUGCCAAUAGCCCUAAUCACCACUUGCGAGCAAUGUCACUUAAUGCUUUAGAUCAAUCAAUUUCAGCGGUGUUAGGUUCUGAUCAGUAUGAGGAGAAUGCAAUGUCAAGACACCAUGCUAUAAAAACAGAAAUGAAGGCACUUGAAGUCUCUGUAAUAUCUCCAUUACAUGUCCUUUAUGAUUCAUGUUCAAGCAGUGAUGUUCAAGCUGGAUCUUUAAAAAUUCUUCUGCAUGUUUUGGAGAGACACGGAGAUAAGCUGUGUUAUAGCUGGCCAAAUAUUCUUGAAAUGCUAAGAUCAGUUGCUGGAUCAUCUGAAAAGGAUCUUGUCACUCUUGGAUUCCAGAGCCUACGAGUUAUCAUGAAUGAUGGGUUGUCAACUGUACCUUCAGAGUUUCUCCAUGUAUGUAUAGAUGUUACUGGUGCAUAUAGUUCUCAAAAGACUGAAUUGAAUAUAAGCUUAACAGCAAUUGGUCUGCUUUGGACUUCAACUGACUUUAUUGCCAAAGGUCUGUACGAGGGUUUCAUAGAAGAUGGGAAAGGAGAAGGUCCAGAGCACAACAAUGGUAAAAAGAUAGAACUGACUGGGGGUACCAUCAAAAAAGUUGACCAAGAAGAUUCCUCUACAAUCGUAGCUGAACAUGAAAAAUUGUUGUUUUCUGUUUUUUCGUUACUCCAGAACCUGGGAGCCGAUGAAAGGCCAGAGGUUAGGAACUCAGCCGUGCGGACACUUUUUCAAACCCUUGGAAGCCAUGGACAAAAGCUUUCAAAGAGCAUGUGGGAAGAUUGUCUUUGGAAUUAUGUUUUCACUACAUUAGAUCGUGCUUCUCACAUGGCUGCAACAUCCUCCAAAGACGAAUGGCAUGGAAAAGAACUUGGUGUCCGUGGUGGAAAAGCAGUUCAUAUGCUCAUACAUCAUAGUCGGAACACCGCUCAAAAACAAUGGGAUGAAACACUUGUGCUUGUAUUUGGUGGAAUUGCUCGUAUUAUGCGUUCUUUCUUUCCACUAUUGAGAAGUAUAACCAAUUUUUGGUCUGGAUGGGAGUCUUUGCUUCGUUCUGUGAAGAACAGCAUUGCAAACGGUAGUAAGGAGGUUGCCCUUGCUGCAGUAGGUUGUUUGCAGUCAACAGUCCUCUCUCAUUCACCCAAAGGAAAUCUGCCAAUGCCCUAUCUCAAAUCUGUGCUUGAUGUUUAUGAUAUUGUUCUUCGGAACCCAACUGCAUGCAGUGACAUGGCAGCAAACAAGGUGAAACAGGAAAUAAUACAUGGCCUAGGAGAACUAUAUGUGCAUGCACAAGGAAUGUUUGAAAGUAACAUGUACUCACAGUUGCUUUCUGUCAUUGAUUCUGCAAUCAGAGAAGCAAAGAUCACUCAAAACAAUUUUGAAGCUGAAUUUGGACAUGUUCCGCCAGUGCAGCGUGCAAUACUGGAAAUCUUUCCACAACUACGUCCACCUAAUCAUUUGCCUUCAUUGUGGACAAUUUUCUUCCGAAAACUAUUACAUUAUCUUCCAAAUUCUGAUUCUGAUUCUUCAGAACAGAAUGAAGGUGAUGUUGCGAAGCCAGUUGAAUCGAGAGGCUAUAGUGAUCAUCCAAAUGGGACUACUUCUAGCGAAGACAUAGAAUCUUCGUCUUCAAGCUCCAAUUUAAGAAAAACUUCAGCAAUAUUCAUCUCAAGUGAUUUAUUUGCCGAAAAGCUUAUUCCUGUGUUGGUUGAUGUGUUCUUACAAGCACCAGUAGCUGAGAAGUCUAUUACUUUUCCUUAUAUUAUUCAAGGUCUUGGUAGGUGCAUGAUAACAAGAAGAGAAAAUCCUGAUGGUGGACUUUGGGGACUAGCUGUUAAAAGCUUCAACCAAUUACUUGUUGAUGACAUUGGCAAAUUAGUACAACGAUCAGGGACUGAUCAAAGCACCAACAGGCCUGCAAGAAUACGUCUUUGGAAAGAAGUUGCUGAUGUUUAUGAAAUAUUCCUUGUAGGCUAUUGUGGGCGUGCUCUUCCUUCCAAUUCACUUGCUGCGAUAUCCAAGGAGGAUGAUGAAUCCCUUGAAAUGGAACUUUUGGAUGUUUUGGGGGAUAAAAUUCUGAUGUCAGACAUCGAUGCCUCUCCUGAUAUCUUGGAACGGUUGAUAGUUACCCUUGAUCGAUGCGCGUCACGUACAUGUUCCUUGCCUGUUGAGACGGUUGAACUUGUGCCUCCUCACUGUAGCAGAUUUUCUCUCACUUGCUUGCAUAAGUUGUUUUCCUUGAGCAGUUACAACAAUGAAUCAAACAAUUGGAAUCCAACACGAAGUGAAAUAAGCAAAAUUUCGGUGAUGAUACUUAUGACAAGAUGCGAAUACAUUUUGAAGAAGUUCUUAGCCGACGAGAAAGAAUUGGGUGAACGUCCAUUCCCAUCGGCAAGAAUCAGUGAGAUUGCUUUUGUACUCCAAGAGAUGGCACGUGUUAUCCUGCAUACAGACACUGCUUCAGUUCUUCCUUUACAUCCUUUCUUGAAGGGUGGUCUCUUAGAGGAGAAUGCUGGUCAACGUGCACAUUUGUUUGUCCUUUUCUCACCUUUAAGUGAGCUUGUUAAGUCAAGGAAUUCUCGAGUUAGAGAUCUAGUGCAAGCUUUACUUAGACUAGUUAGUGUGGAACUUAGACUAGAUAAAAUUUGCUUGACAAAUUAACUGCAUUUAGCAAUAUUAUCUGCUUGCAUUCUCCAACAGUUGUGCUGGAAGGUUCCUUCAUGCAGUUUGUCAAAUGAGAGAAACUUUUAGGUUAGAUUGUGUUUGUACAAGUGUUGGUGAGAAAGUGUCAGUUUUGAUAUUUGUUUUUUCCCCUCAUUUUUUGAGUGUAUUGUAAAUUUCGGUUAUUGCCGGUGUAUUUGUAAUCUCUUUAUAAAGAUAGGUUGUGAUUAGCUAUAGACAGUUUUAUUAUUCUCCUGAUUUGUUUAUACACUUAAUAUAUAUGAGCUGUUAUUUUGGUACAUAAAA
Molecule: messenger RNA, 5400 nt
Organism: Erigeron canadensis
Lineage: Eukaryota; Viridiplantae; Streptophyta; Magnoliopsida; Asterales; Asteraceae
Product: protein MON2 homolog
Exons: 43
Coding region: 196-5094 (1632 amino acids)
Source: RefSeq, a predicted model, not a curated record